This is a messenger RNA of Loxodonta africana (African savanna elephant), 3296 nucleotides long. RefSeq names its product epidermal growth factor (gene EGF). Gene Ontology annotation, molecular function: calcium ion binding; Wnt receptor activity; Wnt-protein binding. Lineage: Eukaryota; Metazoa; Chordata; Mammalia; Proboscidea; Elephantidae. The record is from RefSeq and is a predicted model, not a curated record. Gene Ontology annotation, cellular component: plasma membrane. The transcript has 20 exons. Gene Ontology annotation, biological process: canonical Wnt signaling pathway.
CACCCUCGCUUUGCCUGGGCCCUCCUGUAGCAAAAUCUACUUACUUUCUAUUGAAAGUUCAAACCCAUCAAGAUGCGGCUGUUCUUAUUUAUUAUUCUGUUGUCAGUAGUUUUUCAGUUUAGUUUUGUUAGCCUCUCAGCUCUGCAGCACUGGUACUGCCCUACAGGCCCCCCUGCAGGAAAUGGGGAUUCUACUUGCGUGGGUCCUGUGCCCUUCUUAAUUUUCUCCCAUGGAAACAGUAUCUUUAGGAUUGACCCGGAAGGAACUAAUCACAAGCAAUUGGUGGCAGAUGCUGGAGUAUCUGUGUUUGUGGAUUUUCAUUACAGCCAGGAAAGAAUCUAUUGGGUGGAUUUAGAAAGACAACUUUUGCAAAGAGUUUUUCUGAAUGGGACAAGGCAAGAGAGAGUGGGCAAUAUAGAGAAAAGAGUUUCAGGAAUGGCAAUAAAUUGGAUAAAUGAAGAAAUUAUUUGGUCAAACCAACAAGAAGGAGUCAUUACAGUAACAGAUAUGAAAGGAAACAAUUCUCGGGUUCUCUUAAGUAGCUUAAAUUAUCCUGCAAACGUAGCAGUUGAUCCAGUAGAAAGGUUUGUAUUUUGGUCUUCAGAGGUGGGCAGCAGCCUUCACAGAGCCAGCCUCAAUGGUGCGGAUGCGAAGAUUCUGCUGGAGACACUAGAGAAAAUAACAGCCAUGUCAUUGGAUGUGCUUAAUAAACGGCUCUUUUGGAUUCAGUACAAUAAAGAAGGAGGCUAUUCUUAUAUUGGUUCUUGUGAUUAUGAUGGAGGUUCUUCUCAACUUCACAAACAUCUUACACGGCACAAUUUGUUUGCAAUAUCUCUUUUUGGUGACCGUAUCUUCUAUUCAACCUUGAAAAAGAAGGCAAUUUGGAUAGCCAACAAACACACUGGGAAAGAUAUGGUUAAAAUUAACCUCAAUCAGUCCUUGGCACCACCUGGUGAACUUAAAGUAGUGCAUCCACUUGUACAGCCCAAGGCCAAGAACGAUGCUGGGGAGUCUGAUGUCAAUGAAUGUGCCCUUUGGAAUCAUGGCUGUACUCUUGGUUGUGAGAACACCCCUGGGUCCUAUUACUGCACAUGCCCUGUAGGAUUUAUUCUGCUUCCUGAUGGAAAACGAUGCCACCAAUUAGAUUCUUGUCCAAGCAAUGCAUCUGAGUGCAGCCAUGACUGUGUUCUGACAUCAGAUGGCCCCGUAUGUUUCUGUCCUGAAGGCUCAGUGCUUGAGGCAGAUGGAAAAAUGUGUAGUGGCUGUUCGUCAUCUGAUAAUGGUGGUUGUAGCCAGCUCUGCCUCCCCCUCAGCCCAGUAUCCUGGGAGUGUGGUUGCUUUCCUGGGUAUGAUCUACAGCUGGACAAAAAAAGCUGUGCAGCUUCAGGACCACAACCGUUUUUACUGUUUGCCAAUUCUCAAGAUAUUCGACACAUGCAUUUUGAUGGAACAGAUUAUGAAAUCCUGGUCAGUCAGCAGAUGGGAAUGGUUUUCGCCCUAGACCAUGACCCUGUGGAAAAUAAGAUAUACUUUGCCAACACAGCCCUGAAGUGGAUAGAGAGAGCUAAUUUGGAUGGUUCCAAGCGGGAAAGGCUUAUUGGGGAUGCAGUAGAUGUGCCAGAAGGUCUUGCUGUAGACUGGAUUAACCGUAAACUCUACUGGACAGACAGAGGGAAAGCUCUCAUUGAAAGGAGUGACUUAAAUGGAACACAACGUGAAAUAAUCAUUAACAAGCACAUCUCUCAGCCCCGAGGAAUUGCUGUUCAUCCGAUGGCCAAGAGACUAUUCUGGACUGAUAUGGGUAUUAAUCCACGAAUUGAAAGUUCUUCCCUUCAAGGCUCUGACCGACGAGUUAUAGCUAGUUCUGAUCUGGUCCAGCCCAGUGGAAUAACGAUUGACUACUUAACUGACAAGUUGUAUUGGUGUGAUGCCAAGCAAUCAGUGAUUGAAGUGGCCAAUCUGGAUGGUUCAAAACGCCAAAGACUUGCCCAGAAUGAUGUAGGUCACAUAUUUUCAGUAGCCGUGUUUGAGGAUCAUGUGUGGUUCUCUGAUUGGGCUACGCCAUCAGUAAUAAGGGUGAACAAGAGGACAGGCCAAAACAGGGUCCGUCUCCAAGGCAGCAUGCUGAAGCCCUCAUCGCUGGUUGUGGUUCAUCCAUUGGCAAAACCAGGAGCAGAUCCCUGUUUAUACCAAAAUGGCGGCUGUGAACAUAUUUGCGAAGGGAAGUUUGGAACAGCUCGGUGUUCAUGUCGUGAAGGUUUUAUGAAAGCCCCAGAUGGGAAAAUGUGUGUGACUCUGAAUGGUCUUCAGGUAUCAGCAGGUAGUGAAGCAGAUCUAAGUAAUCAAGUAACACCGCUGGACACCUUAUCGACAAGUCAAGCCUUUGAAGAUAAUGUUACAGAAGAAUUGCAAUCUCAGCACACGCUAGUGGCUGAAAUCAUGGUGUCAGAUAUUGAUGAGUGUCAACUAGGCAUGCACACCUGUGGAGAGUGUGCCAUCUGUACAAACACAGAGGGAAACUCCACCUGCAUGUGCCUUGGCAGCCUGUCUGAACCUGGAUGAACUUGCCCUGACACAGCCCCACCCUCUCGUCUCAGGGAAGAUGACCUCCAUGCUGCCAGACAUAUCUACCCUGGAUGUCCCCCGUCGCACGAUGGUUACUGCCUCAAUGAUGGUCUGUGCAUGUAUAUUGAACAAGUAGACCAGUACGCAUGCAAAUGUAUCGUUGGCUUCAUCGGGGAUCGAUGUCAGCACCGAGAAUUGAGAUGGUGGAAACUGCGCCACGCUGGGCAUGGGCAGCAACGGAACAUUGCUGUGGUGGCUGUCUGCGUGGUUGGGCUUGUCCUGCUUCUCCUCCUGGCACUGUGGGGGACUCGCUAUUACAGGAAUCAGAAGUUGCUAUCAAAAAAUCCAAAGAAUCCAUAUGAAGAGUCGAGCAGAGAUGUGAGCAGUAGCAAGCCUACUGAUGGAGAGGCUGGAAUGUCUUCCCCCCAACUUUGGGGUCAGUGCAACCAACUCCAUACAGGCAGGGGCCUCGGGUUCAUGGAAUGAACACAGAGCAAAGCUGCUGGAUUCCAUCAUCAAGUAAUAAUACCUCUGGUCCCCAGGGAAUGGAGAAGAACCUUCAUCUACCGUCCUAUGUGGCGCGACCCAUUGCUGUGGGGGCUGAGAAGCUCCACUCUUCUCCUGUCAGCUAAGCCAUUAUGGCAACAAAGGGGUCCCAAUCCACCAUGCUAGAUCCAUCAUGAUAAAUGGAGCCGACUCAGUGAAAAACCAGAAUUAAAUGAGAAGUCAAG